This is a messenger RNA of Eupeodes corollae, 1697 nucleotides long. Its product is annotated as short/branched chain specific acyl-CoA dehydrogenase, mitochondrial. NCBI's taxonomy places the organism in Eukaryota, Metazoa, Arthropoda, Insecta, Diptera, Syrphidae. Gene Ontology annotation, cellular component: mitochondrion. The coding region runs from base 134 to 1375 and encodes 413 amino acids. Gene Ontology annotation, molecular function: flavin adenine dinucleotide binding; acyl-CoA dehydrogenase activity. The record is from RefSeq and is a predicted model, not a curated record. The transcript is spliced from 5 exons.
UGUCACUUCACUUGUGCUUCGAUCUUCUUGGCGUUAACAUCGUCUUCUUCUUACGCCGUCGUUGUCGUCGUGAUCUUAUUGUUUCCCCUUCGAUUUAAAUCAUAAUUAUUUUGAUUUUGAUAACAGCUCUAAGAUGAGUUUCCUUAAAAAAUUACCAAUGCGGUCGAUCAUCCAGGCUGUGCAACGUCAACAAUGUGCUGCCUAUUCCGAAGGAGUUGGUAUGCUGCCCUUGACUUUCCUCACCGAAGACGAGAAAAUGAUGAAGGAAACAGUUGCUAAACUUGCCAAAGAGACUAUUGGUCCAUUGGUGAAGAAAAUGGACGAAGAACAUCAAUUCGAUCCUUCAGUGGUAGAUGCUGUUUUUCAAAAUGGAUUAAUGGGCAUGGAAAUCGAUACAGAACUUGGAGGAAGUGGUUGUAAUUUCUUCACAACAAUUUUGGUAGUUGAAGAGCUUUCAAAAAUUGAUCCAGCUGUUGGUGCUUUUGUUGAUAUUCACAAUACUCUUGUUAAUUCUUUGAUGAUCAAAGUAGGCUCGAAGGAACAAAAAGAGAAAUAUCUUCCUAAAUUAGCUCAGGAAUAUGCUGGUAGUUUCGCCUUGACUGAACCAUCUUCAGGAUCGGACGCUUUUUCUCUAAAGACUGUUGCUAAGAAGGACGGAAAUCACUAUGUUAUCAAUGGAACAAAAAUGUGGAUUUCGAAUUCAGAUGUUGCUGGAGUUUUCUUAGUUUUCGCAAAUGCUAAGCCAGAAGAUGGCUACAGAGGUAUCACCACAUUCAUCGUUGACCGUGAUACUCCCGGUCUUAGCGUUGCCAAGAAGGAAGACAAGUUAGGAAUUCGUGCAUCGGGUACCUGUAUGGUUAACUUCGAUAACGUUCGCGUACCUGAGGAGAACCUUUUGGGUGAAUUUGGUAAGGGUUAUCAAUAUGCCGCUGGUUUCUUGAAUGAAGGUCGUAUUGGUAUUGGCGCUCAAAUGAUUGGUUGUGCUCAGGGCUGUUUUGACGCCACCAUUCCCUAUUUGAUGGAACGCAAGCAGUUCGGUCAAGAAAUCUACAAUUUCCAAUCGAUGCAACAUCAAAUCGCAACUGUAGCCACCGAAAUUGAAGCUGCCCGUUUGUUGACAUACAAUGCUGCCCGUUUACAAGAACAAGGUCGUCCUUUCUUGAAGGAAGCUGCUAUGGCUAAAUACUAUGCAUCUGAGGUAGCCCAAAGAGCCACAAUUAAGUGCAUCGAUUGGAUGGGUGGUGUUGGAUUUACCCGUGAUUUCCCACAAGAAAAAUUCUACCGCGAUGUUAAGAUCGGAGCAAUCUACGAGGGAACAACCAAUAUGCAGCUGAGUACUAUUGCAAAGGCUAUCAAGAAAGAAUAUUCGUCUUAAGGUUGAGUCUUGAAUUUCAAGAUUGUGAUAGACUUGGAAUUGAGUUGUUUCUUAUUUUUGUUGAAAUGUUUUGUAUAAGUUUGUUCUACAAAAUCAGAAUCGCAAUAUAAAUGUUUUUAUGUUAAAAAUUAGAAUUAUAAGGAAAAAUGUAAACAAAAUGAUUCCCAUUCCAUAACAUUUUUUAACGUGUAACAUAGUUUAAUAUAUUAUGUAGUCGUGGCAGAUUUUAAAGUGCAUUUAUUAGUUUGUUAAGCUUUAUAAAAUGUUUGUCAAACGUGUUUUUAAAAUAAAUAAUUUACACUAAUUCAAUCAAAUAAAAUAA